AUGGGUAACAAUACCUUCAGGUUUGAUUAUAUUGAAGCAGCUGAUAUAUAUGACCCUUCUUCCCUAAAAUGCAGUGCAUCAUCUCCCUCAUCUGCAUCAGGAUAUACUUCCCACCGCACCCUUUCAUCGACAGCUUUUGAGUCAACUUUUCCCAAUGGCUCCCCUUCUUCCUCAGUAGAAGAGCCAGGAAUUACUAUGGACUUGGAACAACCUCAAUCAGAUUUUGGGAUUACGUACUACCGCAACCUAUUGCAAGGUAGAGGAAUCUUGUAUGCUGAUCAGCAACUAUUGGAAGGCGAAGUAACUCGUUAUUGGAUCAAGGAAUAUGCUCUAGAUUCUACUUUGUUCCAUAAACAUUUCGCCCUUGCAAUGAUGAAACUCUCAGAUCUCCAUAUAUUGACACCGCCUAUGGGUAACAUUCGGCUCAAUUGUUCAAAGGUUGCAUGA
This is a messenger RNA of Arachis ipaensis, 447 nucleotides long. Lineage: Eukaryota; Viridiplantae; Streptophyta; Magnoliopsida; Fabales; Fabaceae. The record is from RefSeq and is a predicted model, not a curated record.